CCCGGUCCUUGUGCAUGGUUUCUGACAUUCCAAACACAAGCUCACUAUGACGGCCGAAGUUCAUAUUGGAACCUGGAGGCCCCACAGACCACGGGGGCCAAUUGCAGCUCUGUACAGCAGCCCAGGACCUAAAUACGCACUGCCAGGGAACACAGGUUACAUAGAGCAUGAUGCUAGUAAAUACAGAGCACCUGCAUACAGCUUCGGUAGUCGCCGUUUCAUGUUUGUUGAUGACUGCUCCCCAGGACCAGGGUAUCUGGUGCCAGCUAAUAUGACCAUGAGAGGCAAAGAUGGCACUCCAGCAUAUUCACUCUAUGGAAGACCCAGGGAUCUAAAUACUUUCAAAACUCCAGGACCAGGUACUUACUAUCCAGAGCAUACUGGGAAAACUGCUUAUCACUCAGCUCCAAUAUAUUCACUAGGGGCAAGAACAAAGACAUUUAGCAAUGACCAAACACCAGGUCCAGCAGCAUAUUUGCUUCCAUCUGUGCUUGGGCCAAAAAUUGUUAGCAGAUCGUCAGCACCGAACUACUCUAUGACUGGACGAAGCAAGAUCGGAAGCUUCCAUGAAGAUCUGCAAAAAACGCCAGGACCUGGAACCUACCGCGUUGUUGAUCCAUCAUCAUAUAAAUAUAAACCUCCCCAGUACAGUAUGACCGCCAGAAAUUCCCUGCCUGGAGACACCACACAGAAACCAGGUCCAGGAGCCUAUAGCCCAGAAAGGGUGGUUGUGUCUCGACCUCAAGCCCCCCAGUUUUCUUUUGGAAUCAGACACUCCGAUUACGUUGCUCCAUUGAUUGUGGAUGUAGUAGACUAAGCAGGAAAGACUACUGUAUCAGCACUGACCCACCUUCAGAAAAUGUCAGAGAAAGAACUAAAAAAGGAUAUAUGACUGUGUGUGUAAUUCUCCACACUGUAGGGAUACUAUAAUGUACAUCCUGUUGUAGUAGCCCUGCAAUACAGUACAAUGCAACAACUAGAUUUGCACAGUGGUGUGGUCUUCUGGAAGGUCAUAUGAUAAGUUUAAUUAUGUCUCAGUCUUUAAAUUAAUUUACAGUAUAUGGAGUCCACAUUUCACACUACACUUACAAGAUUCGCUAA
Molecule: messenger RNA, 1101 nt
Organism: Nanorana parkeri
Lineage: Eukaryota; Metazoa; Chordata; Amphibia; Anura; Dicroglossidae
Gene: CIMAP1B
Product: outer dense fiber of sperm tails 3B
Exons: 6
Coding region: 47-817 (256 amino acids)
Cellular component (GO): cytoskeleton
Source: RefSeq, a predicted model, not a curated record